AUAUGCUAAAGUCAAAUUCUAUGUUACUUUUAAACAACCCUUGUGCAUAGAGUUUUUCUUUUAAAUUUCAACGAUAAUGUCUCUUAUGGCAUAAGCAGUUGUCAAUGUGCAGAUUUUCCUUCAAUUCGAGUACUAAAAUGUUGGACAGUUACACAUUCUGCAAACUAUCAGUACUGUUAUUCUUGUGUGUCGUUUACAAACCCGUAAGCUGUACCAUACAAACAGCGCAGUUCUAUGGAGAACCUAGUUUGAACAAUAAAAUAUGUAUAGAAUCAGACAGAAUCCAUCAAGCUUCGGCCAGAAGUAAGAUAUAUUGUUCUCAAAUGUGCGAUGUAAGCUCGGAAUGCACGAGUUUAUUUUACAACACUGCUACCAAGAGUUGCACGAUCUGCAGAGGAUCUACUAAUGUAGAGGAAGAGAGUGGCACCAUCUUUCUCGCCAAGCAGAUUGAACUACCUGUACCAACUGAAGUUAGCUGUGGUACACCACCAUCACCUGUUAAUGUUCAAAUAGACUACUCCGGAAGUGCUGUAUACGGUGAUCAAGCAACUUACACGUGCGACCCAUGUAGCUAUUCACCAGCAGGCGGCAUUGGCGUGAUCACGUGUCAGGCGGAUGGAACAUGGUCCACACCGUCUUGUGCUCCCGCUGCAGAUGUAGGAUUUCUACCAGAUGGACAGCCUAUACCUGAUGGAGCUGAAGGAUGUAUUUCCACACACGGCCAGAGUUGUCUAGGAAUAUGUGAAUGGUGGACUUAGAUCAGAUGGAACUAUUGGUGACUGCUGGUGUGGAAGUCUCUGUUGCAACGAUGGUUAUGGCUGUUGUUUCGAUGUUAACUGCUAAAUGGCAGAUUUACCGUAGAAAUGUUUAAAGUUUAAAGCUGAUUAAGAAACAGACAUGCCUGAAGAUUGCAAUACAACAUCCUACCCGCUUAUUUCCUAUCAAAUAUAUUUACUUUAUAGACUUUCAAUCCUUAGUUCUAUUAUGUAGUUUGGUUUUAUCAUAAAUCUGUUUGAUAAAUAUUUUCUAGUUAUACACAAAGGACUGUAAAAUUCGCCUUAUCUGUAGGUCUCAGUUAUAUCAUUAUUGCAUUUAUUGUAUUGGAUGUUUUAUAUUCACUUAUUGUCAUUCAUUAAAUC
Mercenaria mercenaria is the source of this 1139-nucleotide messenger RNA. RefSeq lists its product as uncharacterized. Bases 105 to 758 code for a protein of 217 amino acids. Lineage: Eukaryota; Metazoa; Mollusca; Bivalvia; Venerida; Veneridae. The transcript is spliced from 5 exons. The record is from RefSeq and is a predicted model, not a curated record.